AUGGUGGCGCAACGACUGCUGCCGGUUCGAGACACCUACUACUGGGCGCUCGAGCGGAUACCCAAGCGCAGCGUAUAUAGUUCCACCGCCUUCGGCCGAAGGCCGCAUCUGCAACUUGCUCUGAUCCUCCAUGUCCUGCGGCUCAUGUCGCAUUCAGCGGCUACAUCCGCGUAUGGUCCUCUCCUGAUAGACAACUUCAUCAGUGCCGUACAAACUACCAUCAUCUGUGUUCAGGUCGCCGUAUUCUGGCAGCAUGCGGAAAGAUACUCGCGUAUCAUGAAGGGCCUGAUAGCGUUCAUUACACUCGUAUCGCUCAUACAGACGGCAGGACUGUUCCGCGUAGUCUGGCUCACCAUCGUGAAGGCGGUGGAUACUCGUACUCAGGCUUUUGGCGGCUUGUCAGCUUUUCCUAUCUUCCAAGCACUGCUGGCCACUCCUGUUCAGGGAGUGUACACAUGGAGAUGUUACCUUAUUCUGGGGCGGAGACCGUGGCUUCCGCUCUUGUUGUGUGGCGCCAACAUCACCUCCGCUGCGCUAUACAUCUACUGCACUUCAGCCUAUUCGUCAGGCCUGUGGACCCAACCUCUUGCUGGCAUUAAGCAAAGACCGCACGCCCUCUACUUGGCCGCACUCUCAUUGACGAUAUUUAUUGAUGUUGUGCUAUCUUCCCUCAUCACGGGCUAUCUAUUCCGCUCAUUACGGAAUAUCUAUGCCGCACGUUACCGUCGUAUCACAUACCGUUUAGUCGUUCUGGUGUGGGAAUGUUUCCUCCCUCCCACAAUCUGCGGCAUCGCAACGCUGGUCAGCUACGGCAUCUUCGCCUACUCGGGCCCCUCUAAGAACUGGGAUGUCCCGAUCCAAGGUGCGCUGGGGAAGCUUUACGCCAUAUCCCUCCUAGUCUCGGUGAAUGUCAACGUCUCGUAUGAGGCCGAACAGGAGUCCAGAACCGCGAGCGUGAUUCAAAUCGACACUACCAUCGCGCUUGACCGCCUGCCACGUUCAGAUGCAGAGAAUAGUCAGCAUACUUCGGAUCCUCCAGAGCAAACACGAUCUCUUCUGCUUGACGAUGGCAAACAUGACCUCGUAAACCCAUCGACGAACCUAUUCAUCCGAGAUCACGUAUGA
Molecule: messenger RNA, 1125 nt
Organism: Peniophora sp. CBMAI 1063
Lineage: Eukaryota; Fungi; Basidiomycota; Agaricomycetes; Russulales; Peniophoraceae
Source: the annotation of a GenBank genome assembly